This is a messenger RNA of Nasonia vitripennis (jewel wasp), 5431 nucleotides long. RefSeq names its product high affinity cGMP-specific 3',5'-cyclic phosphodiesterase 9A (gene Pde9). Bases 2054 to 5245 code for a protein of 1063 amino acids. Gene Ontology annotation, biological process: cGMP catabolic process. The transcript is spliced from 12 exons. NCBI's taxonomy places the organism in Eukaryota, Metazoa, Arthropoda, Insecta, Hymenoptera, Pteromalidae. Gene Ontology annotation, molecular function: 3',5'-cyclic-GMP phosphodiesterase activity. The record is from RefSeq and is a predicted model, not a curated record.
GAGGCUCGUAGCUGUGCCGCGGGGUCAAAAUAUGCUCAGUGUAUUCUAAACAAGCGCGCGGGGCGUUCUCGUCGCUGCUCGUUUGCCUGGCUUGCUAGUUUGCUUGCGCGAUUGCCCGCUUUUCACGCCAGUUGUUAUUUUGCUAUCGGUCUUUCUGCCACUCAAUCUUCUCUCUCGACUUUCGCUUUCCUUUUUAUUUUUUGUCUCUUUAUCCUGCUUCUUACUUUACUAUGCACAUGUUGGAGGGUCGUCAGAAUCAGAGCCUCUAGAAGUUUGUACCUUUUUCGUGUCCUUCUUACUUUCUGCGUUUAUUUUCUACGAGUGCGUCAUCACAGACCAUGUAAUAAUUCAGAAUAUUAAGAUCUUUCAUAGACAGUGAUCGCGGAAUGAGUAAAUUUUCUUCAGCCUUUUAGCUCGAUAUGCCGAUCAAAAUCAGUGAAAAGGCUUAGAAAAAAGAACCUUCACAGAAAAGUUCUAGCUGGAUAAGGAAAAACGCACGCGCACAAUAAAGGUAGCUAUAUGAAAUAGCAUACGAGAAACAUCGCUUACUUUUCAAAAUCGCACGAUAAAGCAGAGCCGUGCAAGGAACUGAAAAUGUCAAGACUCAAGAAAGAAAACUGUCAAGCCGAAUUUUUAUAUACACAAGCAUUAUGACACUUGUAUCUCGCAUUUCUUAUCUCCGCAAUUAAAAAAUGUGAUUUAACGAGUCACGUGCAAAUUUAGAUUCUUUCACAACGUGUUGUCAGAAUGAUUUUUAAAAACAAGAAGAUGGAUCUAGAAGACGGAACCAAAACAGAGUAGACCGAGAACGAUAACUCAAUAAAAUCAGCGUAGUUGAUGUAAUUACUACUGGCUUGAUACUAGGAGCUUUGAGAAGCGUAUGCACUAAAUCAAGAAAGAACGCGAUUCCCAGACUAUGAACGAAGGACAGGUGAUUGACUAUUCUACAAGUGUUUUGUGGUUUUAGUGCUGUUAUUAAACCUUUAAUUUUAAACGUUUGCUUUAAAUCAUGCUUCGCGUAUAUGAAUAUUUAGUAAGCUUUUGUUCGUUUAUUAGAAAUAAGUGUAUAUUGAUUCACAGUUGAUACUAGAUUAGCUAAUCUAAGACGAUCUUGCACAAGACCAAUAUUGUGCGCAGAAUGGACCAUGUAAGAACGAUUCGAACUUGGUUUCUAUCCCUAAAAUUGACCUGGACAUUUCUAGUGUCUUCGGUUUGCAGUAUAAACGAGGAAAAGUUUAGUGAAAAGACAUUGACUGGAACAGUGUAUCGAUUUGGAAUCAAUAAACGCUGCAUUAUUAGCAGCUGCUGGAGCUGUAGUAGUAAAAAAAGAGCUGUAAUAAUAUUAGCAAAAAAAUUGAUUAAAAGUCGUAGGAAAUCAAUGAUAACAAGAGCAAUGACUACAAAGUUAUUGUGCCAAAGUCCUCAUGCUCUAACAUUAAUGAAAAAAUACAGUCGAGUGGAUACACUUGUACAAGUGCGGUGAUGAGCCCGUUUAGGCCCUCUGUAAAAGGAAGUCACAUUAACCAAUGACUGCAACGUAAACUAUCAAUCAAAAAAUAAGAGAAAGAAAAACCAAUAAAAUUAGAAGAAUCACUUGUAUAUGCAAGCCUGUGACAUUACCUCUCCGACUAUUUGACGGGCCAUGGACGAGAUUCAAGACAAAAAUGGUAUCGUUUCAAGCAUUGAUAGCGACAGUGAAUACGUUAACAUACACUUUAUCAUUGGCGAUCGGAAGGAAGUUGCUUGCUUCCGAUCUGAUCAGGUCACAGAUGCAGAAAUCAAAGUACAGAUGAUGAUGUCGUCCAGGUAACUGCAGCAAUUCAGCUCCAUAUCUGGAGUAAUUAAAGAGUCUAUUAUUCGCUGGAAAUAAGCUGAGGCUCCUGUUAAGCCAAACGAACUCUUUCGGUGUGCAGCAGAGGCUGGGCCUCUAGACAUAGUCAAGCUAAGAAAGAAAGAUAAAAUUUUUAACAUUUCACCACAUUUGCCCGGAAACAAAGCAGACGAUCCGUAUGUACUUCAGGUAGUAUGUGUUCAUCCAGCCCCGUUGGAGAUAAUGGAGACAAAUCAAUUUCAUGCUUUAGAAAAAAGGUUAACGACUCUCGAGCGAGAGCUAUAUGAUCACAAAAAAGCUAUGUGCACAGCUCCAUGUUUAGCACUUUUGGAGCUUAAAAGGCAAGUGGAUUCGUUUAAAAAAAAACUUGAGACAACAGAGCACCUUAGCUGGCUGGGUUUUUGUAAACAACUACCAGAGCCGAUAUCCUCUGAGGCUUGUCGUAGAUUGCAGUAUCGUCGUAAAAGUGACAGCAUUAAAAGAAAGGUUCGGGAAAAAUUUCUUAACAUAUGCGACAUUGCUGUCUCCGUCAGUGCACGUGAAUGGUUACGAUCUCCAGCAUUUGAUGCCAGACAAUGGGAAGAUGAAGAACUGCUUCUUAUGUUACAAACGAUGUUUUUCGAACUUGAACUUCCUCAGAAAUUCAAUAUACCUUUGUCCACGCUACGAAACUUUAUUUAUGAGGUCUACAAUAACUACAACGAGGUUCCUUUUCACAACUUUAGACACUGUUUUUGCGUUGCACAAAUGAUGUAUGUAAUGGUGUGUGCAGUAGACUUAAUAACCAAGAUCGGGGAUCUCGAAGUAUUAGUACUGAUAGUUUCAUGUAUAUGUCACGACCUUGAUCAUCCAGGUUAUAAUAACAUUUAUCAAAUUAAUGCACGUACAGAAUUAGCUCUGCGUUACAACGAUAUCUCACCUCUUGAAAACCACCACUGCUCGGUGGCGUUUCAUAUUCUGGAGGCCCCUGAAUGCAAUAUCCUUGCCUCUCUUCAGCCAGAAACUUACAGAAUUGUUAGAGAGGGCAUUAUACGCUGUAUUCUUGCUACAGAUAUGGCCAGACACAAUGAGAUUCUUGCACAAUUUACUGACGCUGUUCCGGAUUUUGAUUACUCAAGCAAAGUUCACAUCAAUUUGUUAUCAAUGGUGCUAAUCAAAGUAGCGGAUAUUAGCAAUGAGGCUCGGCCUAUGGAUGUGGCAGAACCCUGGCUUGACAGUCUUCUCCAGGAGUUUUUUAAACAAAGUGAUGCUGAGAAACUUGAGGGUUUACCGGUUACACCGUUUAUGGAUAGAGAUAAAGUGACUAAACCCUCGUCUCAGUGCAGUUUUAUUGGACUCGUGCUUCUACCACUUUUUGAAAUUCUAGGAGAACUCUUUCCAGAAUUGCAGGAGCUGAUUAUAGAACCAGUACGCUAUGCCUUGGACUACUAUAAGCGGUUAAAUGAAGCUGCUAAGGACGAGCGUCAUCAGCGUAAAAGUAUGAUUGACUUAGAUGAUCGUAUACCUAGUGAUUUGAAUGAUCCUCAUAAUAGUGGACAGCAUCAUCUUCAACAAAAUUUACAUCAGCAUCAAUCAAAUAUCAGCUUUAUGAGCUCAUCGGGAAUUGAGUCUGAGAUAGGUUCUAUUGUAAAGUCAGUAUCUUCACAUAGCAUGCGAUCAAAGCGCUCUACGACUACACUGCACUCACGGUCACGCUCGAUUGAGGAUGAUGAUGCAGGUGCUAUCGAUAAUACGAUAUUUGAACAGUCAGCAGAUCAUGAAAGUAGUGAUCCUGAAACUGCUACUGAGGUUGAAAUUAGUGAGAAAACCCUAAAAUUUAAGAUAUCUACGGAGGAAAAUUGCAGCACUUCAACCCCUGGCCGCAAGUCCUAUCCUAACAGUCGCAAAGGUAGUCGCGAAAAAUCUAGUCUUGAGUAUUACAAUCAUGAUUUUACUAAAGCAAUGCGUGAACAUGAGCGAGAAAGGCGACGAAGUCGAGCAGAAAAUCUUUGUAGCGAUAUAAAUUCACCUAUAAGUACACGCUCAAAUGAUGUGGAAUCACGAAUCCUUGAGGAAUUUAAGCGAGAUGACCAACAUUAUGUGGAACUUGUAUUCACUGAAGAUAACAGAAAAAUGGAAGGAAACGGUAUUCUUGUGGUGGAUACUGCUCAGCACCGACGAAAUAAUCGUAUUAGUAAACGAACAGCGAGUAUGGAUAGUAAUGAACUUAUGACCAAAACUUGUACUCCAACAGAGAUUGUCAAAGACGCCGUUCGAUGUUGCUGUGAUGACAAAUUCAGUCCGAACAAUCACAAAUCCUUCCUUUCUCGCUUACGUAAUCUGACAGAUCGUUUGAGCAUGAGUUUUGAUACGAAGGAACCAUCAAUUGGUAAAUCUGAAAUAUAUACAACAGUCAAAGAUCUUAAUAAAAGCAUUACAAUAAAUAACAGUAGUAAAUGCGAUAAAAGUUUAUUUAGUCAACCAGUUCGUUCAACUAACAUUAUUACCACAUGUAAGAAAUGUAAUUUAUCUAAGCUACAUAAAAAAAAAGAACUAAGAGAAUCAGUAGGCAAGGUAAUGGUAGAUCAUUCAUCAAAUAAUUCAGAUGAGGCGCGCUUAAUGACACUGCCAAAAGUCAAGCGCUCACAGGAUAAUAAAAAUAAGAGUUGGCGAACUGUUUUUGCUAAAGAAAAGAGGCCUUCAAUGUCAUUAGAAACUUUGCCAGCUGAAGAUACGAUUUUAGAAAUACAACCAUCUAGCGUUAGAAGACACCGAAGAAAUUUAUCAAAUCCUGAGGGUAAAGACUAUUCUUCAGUAUCAAAUAACCAGAGUUUGCAAUCAAAGCGAGAUCCAACGCAGAACAUUAACUUUAGGGAGAUAGAUAUUCGACCUAGCAUGCCCGAGAUUUUCGUCGAUCCUAUAAAUGCUAGUUGUUCAAGUGCAAUCGAAGAUAUUGAUAAAGUUGAAAUCCGCAGAAGCUCUGCCAGCAUGGAAGACAUUUCAAAAAUCAUUAAACAAAAUGAAAUUGGUAUUCUUGACUGCUCAUUAGUGCAACAGAAGUCUAUUGAAUGUCAACAGCAUACUGGUAGCUUAGAUUCAAUGCUAAACAAAGACACUACAUGUAAGAAAGAACCAGUUGGUUUUUAUGCAUCUAAAUUCUCCCAAUCCCAAUCGAAAAAAACAAUACCAAGCUUUUUUUCACGAUUAAAAUCAGGCAUUAACAUUGACAGUCCAGGUAACGGCAAUCGAAGCAUCAGUAAAAGCGGUUCGAUUCAUGAACAGCAAACUGGUAGCUGGAUAUCUUCAAUUACAUCAAGUUUUCGACCUCGAAGACAGGGAGAGCUAUUAGAGCAAUCUCAAGCACAAACCAGGCAACAGCAACAGGAAAGACAACAACCACCAGUCAAAUCUUCUAGUCACGAAGAAAUAAAGUGAUGUAACCAUGAUUAUAAGAAACUUGAUCAAAUGCCUAACUAAACAGAUGACUAAGAGGUCGCUUUGUCAUAACAAUCGAUAAACUAUUCUUACUAUGAUAAUUAUCUCACAUUACUAUACAGCUUUCAUAUCAAUCUUUAACAGCGACAAAUUAAAAGCAUUGACUGCCUAUUCAUUUAAAAUUAA